Molecule: messenger RNA, 4160 nt
Organism: Penaeus chinensis
Lineage: Eukaryota; Metazoa; Arthropoda; Malacostraca; Decapoda; Penaeidae
Exons: 6
Coding region: 802-1824 (340 amino acids)
Biological process (GO): nuclear protein quality control by the ubiquitin-proteasome system; proteasome localization
Cellular component (GO): nucleus
Source: RefSeq, a predicted model, not a curated record
CGGCGUGGGCGAGCAUCACGGCCGGAGGACCUUUGUUUACAUUGACAUUUUUCUCGAUUUCGAGGCGUUUGGGAAUCCCCUGGCGGGUCCUUUGGGAGUCCGACGGCUAGUUUGGGCAUUUGUGAUCUAUGUAGUGCCGGUGGGCGACCGCUGCGGGGCGCCAGAAGGGGGAAAUCAGGGCGAAAUCAACAAGUCUUCCCCGGGUGAGAGGGAGACGAGGCCGCCAUCUGGGAGAUCCCGUAAUAUACGCAAAAAAAAGGUCGGAAAAUAGCAAGAAAUCUCCUUAAAAAGUGCAUCGGAUUGUUCUCGCGAAGGAAAGACGUGCUUCGCUCCUCUCAAGGACGGAAAUAAGGCGCCACACAAGACCAAAGAGGGUGGAAAUCGCCUCCAAAUAAGCCAUUUAAAGAGACUCCGGUUUAAAGGUCCACUAACAACACAAACAAAAAAAAAAUUCUUCUAUCCUUGCAUCCUUCUUCCUUCCUUCCUUCCUUCCCCGCGAGUCCCCGAGCCUCCUGCGGCCUCCGGAGUGGGAGAGUGAAGUGAAUUUAGCCGAAAAAUACCGAAAUAAAACCCCGUAAGGAUUUCUUCUCUAAGGAUACCCUCAUAGGAUACCAAAACAAGCCUCCACAACAUACCAAGACUUCACGAGGAUACCCUAGAAGACCCUCCUGGGACACCCACGCAGGAUCCCUGGGAGUAGACCUACGUAGGACACCACCGCAGGAUCCCCACCGCAGGAUCCCGCAGGAGUGCCCUUUUGGUGAGAUCCCUCCGAGGAUUGAGCGACAGGAGUCCCAGAGGAUGGCCGAGGGCGUGGUGCUGCUGGGGCCGGGCGGGGGGGAGCCCGUGGCCCACAGGACGAGGGGAGCGCUGGAGGAGAUCCCCAGGCCGGCCACCGUCACCCUGAGGCAGACAGGAAACCCAGCAAAUGGCCUCACCUGGUCGGCAACCGUCAACCUCCCUUCCUCGUACCUCUCCCCAACACCUUCGCCCGACGAGCUCGUGAUUCGUGGUAGGGGCCGGAGAUCCCUCCCACUAGAGUGGUCUCCAAUCCCCAUAGAGAGCCCUGUGAAGCGCAUGGAGAAAACCCCCCUCAAGAGGUCUCCGGGCAAAGGCAUGAUUGUCCUCCGAUCUUCUCCGAGAAAGAGGCUGCAACUCAGCGACACCCCGCCCAAGGAACUCUUGGAAAGUAGACGGAUGAUGAUGCAGAUGUCACCCAUUGUAAAGAAAUGCCGCAGUUUGACAGUCUCACCUGUUCAGUCUCCACCAGAGGUUGCUAUAAAGGGACUGACACAACACCAGCUGGUGGAUGUUCUCAACAGUGUCUUGGAAAGGCAUCCAGAGCUAAAAGAGGAGAUAUCCGACAUUCUGCCCCAGCCUGACUUGAAGCAAAUGGAAGAGAAGCUGAACCAGCAGAAGAAGUGCAUCUUCAAGGCACUGCCAGUAUCCCGAUUAGCUUCCAAGACGGACUCUCCUGCAUAUAACAAGGCAUCUCCACAUUUGUCAAAUUUCAAGAAAACAGUACAGGAGCAGUGCACCCAGCUGGCUGAGGCUGAGCAGUGGGCAAGCCUCAUUGACUACGCUCUCAUCGCGUGGUCAUACGUCCGUGCGACACCCCAGUGGGAUGCGUCUCAUCACAACAACACCCGGCGAUUCUGCUUCAAAACCCUCGCGCAGUAUUGCCUCCAAGGUCUUAAGGAGGUCAAGUGGAACAGGGAUCAACUGGAGAACUUGUUGAAAAAGCUUGAGCAGUGUCGCUCAGACCACGAUGAGGUGGAACACUGCAUUGAGCAUGUACAGACAGUUCUGAGCAAUAUGCAGUGACAUGUAAUGGAGAUCACUGCAGGGGGAUACAAGAUGGUAGUUUUGUAGGUUGUAUCUGGCCAGCUGUCUCUGGUGAAAGAUGCUAGAUGGUCACAGCAAAGGGAGAGAAUUCUCUUGUAUAUAUAUUUUUUCUGGAAGACCAUCAUUUUGAUUGUAUACAGAAAUGAAGAGAGUAAGUACUGCUUGUAUUUGCCCAUGUAUACAGAGUUGCUAAACUAUGACGCUGAUUUGACUUUUAUGCAGAGUACAGAGAUGCUAGCGUGCCACUACAAAGGUUCCUUAACAUACGCUUCAAAACUUAUUUCAAAUGUGUGCUCGUCACAGUGCACUAACUCGCUAUAAGGUUACGAAGGGGAUGUCUGUGUUGAAUAAAGGCCAGCAUUGAUCUAGUGUACUUCACAGAAUCCCCUAUAGGUACACUUUCCAUGUGUUUUUUUUUUUUGUGUUUUUUUGUAUGUUUCAAAUUCCUGCAAAGGUACUUUUGAAAGUCAGUGAGGUGAUUUUGUAAUGAUUUAUACAGUAACCUUUGUGGAGAACAUUAUCUUAUAGUAUGUAAAUUGGAAAGGUACUUAAUAGAUAAGCAUGAAUAAGUAAUACAAUGUUAUGAAUUACUGUAUUGUUAUUGAAUCUAACAAUAAGCUGAAGUAUUUGAAGGUUUCUUCUCAAAAAAACAAAUGGGCAGUUUCCUUUAAAUUUUAGCUAUUUUUAAGUCAUUUAUAUGUAAGUUAUUUUUGUAAGUGUCAAAGAUUUAAGAAGAGAAAGGUUAAACAUUCAUAUUGAGAUAGUUUGUAGAAUUACUUUGCAUCUCACCGUUAUUUUUAUAACUUUUCAUACACUUUUUUUUUUUAGUCUUCAGAAAUCCUUUGACAAAGUCAUUAUUGAAUACUGUUUAACAAACUGGCAUAAAACCCGUCAUUCUGUAGUUGCUGUUAAGUAGAGCUCUAUACCUUCAAUGUACAAAUUUAUUUAUAUGUAUAUGGAGUGCACAUUUACACCAGCGAGAACUGGUGAUCUUGAAGAUGAAACAAGGUAUUUCUUGUUAUUAGGCUACUAUAAUUACAAGAUAAAAGAUUGUAAAAAAAAAAGGGGGAAUUCCAUGGACUCUCUGAAGAGACAAGACCAGAAGGUGCAUUCCAAGGAAAAGAAAAACAGGGAAAUUAUAUACAAAUGAAUACAUUGAAUUAUAAUUUUGGUGGGCAGGUUUAUGCAGCUGUGUUAAGGAGUUGUUUUUAAAAUGAAAAGUUUAUGAUAUAAAAAAAGGGUUAUUUUGCUGCUGCAGUAAUAUACCUUAUUUAUUUACAUAUGCUGUCAUGAACAACAGUUUUAAUUUGAUCAGACAUGGGAAAAACUAGUAGGUUUAAAAGAAUAUAGGCUGCCAUUUCCUGAUGUUUUCCAAGAUAUCUUGUAAGAGUGCCUUGUUCUAAAUUGUGAUAAUGAUAACUGUGUGCUCAACAUUUUAAUGUGUAGGGUAGAGUUAUUAUGUAAUGAUUGUAUAAUGGAGACUUGAUUUUAUUUUUGAGGAAAUUUGUUCAGCAUUAUUGCUUGUUCGGUUUAUUGUUACCUUUCUUAAGUUUAAAGUUAGAUUGCAAAAAAGUAUCAUUUUUUAGAUGAAUUGUAAGGAGCAGACUUGUUCUCCGAGAAGGAAAUAACAAUUUUGAAAUAUACAUUUUUUUUUUUCUUUCUUUUUUUUUUCUUUUUUUUACAUCGUGAUACUUUUACCCUGUAAUGUAUUUCAGAAAAUGCUGUUGUACGUUAUUAUAAAUGAUCUGUAAAACAAAAGAUUUUUUGUUUUUCUUUUCAUCUUUUCUUUUUGACAAUAUAACUUUACAGCCUCAUAGAUAUUGCAUUAUGAAUACCUGAAAUUAACUCCACAUUUGAUCUAUAUCAUUAGAGGCAGAGCAACAAUACCAUUUACAAAACUGGGCAGUUUCCUGGAUUUUUUUAAGAGAUCUAGAUGAAAAGCCGAUUUCAUGAGAUGCAACUUGUCAAUACUUUUUCCGAGAUUCAUGCUUGGUGUGUGUGUGAAUUUUGCCAGGAAGAGUAUAUAAUUGCUCUACAAAUACAAUACCCUUGUAAAUACGUAGAAUUUACGUUUUGUGAUGGAUAAGUUGGUCUAGUUCCAGCCUACAUUCCCUUGGCAAAAUAUCCCUCUAAAUCACCCAACAAAUGACAUUAGCAUUAUGGUCCAUCACUUGGGAAAACCUUAUCUUGGUACAUCCUACACACAUAUUGUUACCAUGGAACAUUUGUAUAAUAUCCUAAUGCCGAGUGAACAUCAUGUGAGCUUAAUGAUAUAUAAUGUUGUAUGGUUAUUGUCAGUACAAAUAAUAUCUUUA